Trichoderma gamsii is the source of this 225-nucleotide messenger RNA. RefSeq lists its product as hypothetical. Lineage: Eukaryota; Fungi; Ascomycota; Sordariomycetes; Hypocreales; Hypocreaceae. The record is from RefSeq and is a predicted model, not a curated record. The coding region runs from base 1 to 225 and encodes 74 amino acids. The transcript has a single exon.
AUGCAUAUGAGCAUCGAUCACGGCCCAUCGACUAGGAAGGAAGAAAUCUUAAGCUGCUGGCGCUUCUUCGUCUUCGCUCCCGGGACGGAGAAGCCUUCCGAAAGCCCAGCGUCUCCUCUUUCACCCAACCCCAUGGAAAGUAUCCCAAAAAAAAGCGCUGUUCCUUUUUUCUUUUUUUUUUGCGCGGGUACGAGCCAAGAAAGACAAGGGACAAGGGGGGGUUAA